AUGCUUACAUCUCAGCCAAGACCCUUUACUCACCGGCGAUCGGAGGUCAACUACUUCGCCGGAAAACAUCACAGACUCACCAGAAAAACCACCCCUUUUGCCGGGUUCAGGCGAAGGGUCCCUAUAAGGGCAGUGAUCAGCGGUGGCGAUAACAAGACCAGUGCAACGGAUGUGGUGGAGAAACCUGAAGAGGAUAAUGGGGCCUUGGUUUCUUCUUCUAAAAGUGGAAGCAUAAAUGUAAAAGCAGUGAUUAGUAUCAGGAAAAAGAUGAAGGAAAGGCUGACUGAGAAGAUUGAAGAUCAGUGGGAGUUAUUUAUCAAUGGGAUUGGUAAAGGAAUCUUGAUUCAGCUCGUCAGUGAAGAAAUUGAUCCUGGUACUAAGUCUGGAAAAAAUGCCGAGUCUUUUGUGAGGGGAUGGUUGCCAAAACCAUCAAAUGAUCCAUAUGUUGUAGAGUAUGGUGCCGAUUUCACAGUACCACGAGAUUUUGGACGGCCAGGAGCAAUCCUUAUUACCAAUUUCCACGAUAAAGAGUUCUUCUUAGUGGAGGUUGUAGUUCAUGGAUUUAGCGAAGGUCCUAGUUUCUUUCGGGCUGAUACUUGGAUUCAUUCAAGGAAAGAUAAUCCGGAAAGCAGAAUUAUAUUCAAAAACCAGGCAUAUUUGCCCUCUCAAACGCCACCUGGCAUUAAAGAUCUUCGACGAGAAGACUUGUUGAGUCUACGCAGUAAUGGAAAAGGAGAGAGGAAGCUGCAUGAAAGAAUCUAUGAUUACGAUGUUUAUAAUGAUUUGGGUAAUCCGGUUAAGGGUGAAGAUACUGUCAGACCGGUGUUAGGUAACGAAAAGUGGCCUUACCCAAGGCGCUGCCGAACUGGUCGACCUCAUACUAAGGAAGAUCCCUUCACUGAAACUAGAGUGGAGAAACCCCAUCCGGUUUAUGUUCCUCGAGAUGAAACUUUUGAGGAAAUUAAGCAGAACACUUUUUCCGCUGGAAGAUUGAAGGCUGUGUUGCACAACCUGAUACCAUUGAUUGCGUCUAAAUUGUCGAGUUCAGACAUACCCUUUACCAACUUCUCCGACAUAGAGAAGCUAUAUAAUGACGGUGUACUCUUAAAAGAGGAAGAUCAAAAAGAAAAAAAGAAUCAAGUUCUGACUAAUGUGAUGAAACAAGUGUUGACGGUUGGCGAUAAGUUACUGAAGUAUGAUACACCAGCCAUUAUAAAGCGGGACAGAUUUGCGUGGCUAAGGGAUAAUGAGUUUGCAAGGCAAAUAUUAGCCGGGGUUAACCCGGUUAACAUUCAACUGUUGGAGGGACUUCCAAUUUUAAGUACACUAGAUCCUGCAAUUUAUGGCCCUCCAGAGUCCGCAAUCACCAGGGAAAUAUUGGAAAAAGAGCUGCAUGGGACGACUGUUGAACAGGCUAUAAAGGACAAAAGGUUGUUUAUACUCGACUAUCAUGACAUGCUUUUGCCAUUUAUGGAGAAAAUGAACUCCUUGCCUGGGCGAAAAGCUUAUGCAUCCAGAACAGUAUUGUAUUAUACAAAUACUGGCAUUCUCAGGCCAAUUGUCAUUGAACUUUCACUUCCUCCUACACCUUCAUCACCGAGCAACAAGCGUAUCUUUACUCAUGGGGAUCAUGCUACAACUUACUGGAUUUGGAAGCUAGCAAAAGCGCACGUUUGCUCCAAUGAUGCAGGCGUCCAUCAACUUGUGAACCACUGGUUGAGAACUCAUGCCAGUAUGGAACCUUAUAUAAUUGCUACCCAUAGACAACUUAGCUCAAUGCACCCUGUACAUAAGCUGCUUCAUCCCCAUAUGCGCUAUACUAUGGAAAUCAAUGCCCUUGCGAGACAAAGUUUAAUAAACGGAGGUGGAAUUAUUGAAGCGUGUUUCAGCCCAGGUAAGUAUGCUAUGGAAAUAAGUUCUGCAGCCUACAAGAGUAUGUGGAGAUUUGAUAUGGAAGCAUUGCCAGCAGAUUUGAUUCGAAGGGGUAUGGCGGUUGAGGAUCCAUCAAUGCCCAGUGGCGUGAAACUUGUGAUCGAAGACUACCCUUACGCAGCAGAUGGUCUUCUCAUAUGGUCGGCCAUAAAAGAAUUAGUAUCAUCCUACGUCGACCACUACUAUUCUCAGCCUAAUUCCAUCAAGUAUGAUGUCGAGCUCCAAUCUUGGUGGGACGAGAUCAAGAACAAGGGACACCACGACAAAAGAAAUGAGCCAUGGUGGCCUAACCUUGCAACUAAAGAGGACUUAUCGGGCAUACUUACGACGAUGAUUUGGGUUGCUUCGGGUCAACAUGCUGCUAUAAACUUUGGACAAUAUCCAUUUGGAGGGUAUCCACCCAACCGUCCUACCCUCAUGCGGAAAUUAAUCCCUCAGGAAGGUGAUCCCGACUAUGAUAAGUUUCUUCUCAACCCCGAGUAUACUUUUUUGACCUCUUUGCCUACUCAACUCCAAGCAACUAAAGUUAUGGCCGUUCAAGACACCUUGUCAACCCAUUCUGCAGACGAAGAGUACAUAAACCAGUUGCACGAUAUUCAGAGACUUUCAUUUAAUGAUCCUGAAGUUCAAGAACUAUUUCAAAGAUUCUCCACCAAGUUAGAAGAGAUUGAGCUAAUUAUCCAUCGAAGAAAUAAGAAUAUAAAGCUGAAAAAUCGAAAUGGUGCCGGUGUCCCUCCUUAUGAACUGCUUUUACCCUCUUCUGCUCCUGGGGUCACCGGUCGAGGUAUUCCGAACAGCAUCUCUAUCUGA
Molecule: messenger RNA, 2742 nt
Organism: Fraxinus pennsylvanica
Lineage: Eukaryota; Viridiplantae; Streptophyta; Magnoliopsida; Lamiales; Oleaceae
Source: the annotation of a GenBank genome assembly